This is a messenger RNA of Oryza sativa Japonica Group (Japanese rice), 1919 nucleotides long. The record is from RefSeq and is a predicted model, not a curated record. Lineage: Eukaryota; Viridiplantae; Streptophyta; Magnoliopsida; Poales; Poaceae.
GGCUUCGUCCUCCUCGCCUUACACAUCGCACCACUCUCUCUUACUCGUCCAUACGCCGAGUCCACGAGAUCUCGCCGUAGUCCAUACACCGGUUGAUCGGAGGUCGUGUUGCCGCCGGCGGUGGCCAUGAUGAUGAUGGGGGAAGGAGUCAGCAGCGUCCCGCCGUGGUCUCACCUCCCCGUGAGCGGAGUCGAUGUACUCGGCGGCGGUGGUGGCGGUGGGGAUGAGAUGACGCCGUACGUGAUCGCCGCGCUGCGGGAUUACCUGCCGGCGAAUGAUGUCGGGGUGGGGGCUGACGAGGAGGAGGAGGCCGCGGCGAUGGCCGCGGCGGUGGACGCGUACGCGUGCGACGAGUUCCGGAUGUACGAGUUCAAGGUGCGGCGGUGCGCGCGCGGGCGGAGCCAUGACUGGACCGAGUGCCCCUUCGCGCACCCGGGGGAGAAGGCGCGCCGCCGCGAUCCGCGCAAGUACCACUACUCCGGCACCGCGUGCCCGGACUUCCGCAAGGGCGGGUGCAAGCGCGGCGACGCCUGCGAGUACGCCCACGGCGUGUUUGAGUGUUGGCUCCACCCGGCGCGCUACCGCACCCAGCCGUGCAAGGACGGCACCGCCUGCCGCCGCCGCGUCUGCUUCUUCGCCCACACCCCGGACCAGCUCCGCGUCCUCCCGGCGCAGCAGUCCAGCCCCAGGAGCGUGGCGUCCUCGCCGCUGGCCGAGUCCUACGACGGCUCGCCGCUGCGCCGCCAGGCGUUCGAGAGCUACCUCACCAAGACCAUCAUGUCCUCGUCCCCGACCAGCACCCUCAUGUCUCCGCCCAAGUCGCCCCCGUCGGAGUCCCCGCCAUUGUCGCCCGACGGUGCCGCGGCCAUCCGUCGCGGAUCUUGGCCCGGCGUCGGCUCGCCGGUGAACGACGUCCUGGCCUCGUUCCGCCAGCUCCGCCUCAACAAGGUGAAGUCGUCGCCGUCCGGCGGGUGGAGCUACCCUUCGUCGUCCGCCGUCUACGGGUCUCCCAAGGCCGCCACCGGCCUCUACAGCCUCCCCACCACUCCACUGGCUUCCACGGCAACGGUGACCACCGCCUCCAGCUUCAUGCCCAACCUGGAGCCACUGGACCUCGGGCUCAUCGGCGACGAGGAGCCGGUCCAGAGGGUGGAGUCCGGAAGAGCCCUCCGGGAGAAGGUGUUCGAGCGACUGAGCCGGGAUGGUGCCAUCUCCGGCGACGCCACAGCCUUCGCCACCGCCGGUGUUGGCCUCGACGUUGAUUGGGUGUCCGACCUCAUCAACUGAGGCUUCCAAGUCGCUAUUGGAAGCCCCUUUUGUGAGCAUCAAGGAUGAUGGCAUGGAGGAGGAGAAGGUGGCGGUAAGAAGAAAAUGAUGGCACGACAAAAAAAUCCUUCAUUUUCUUUUGUGAUUUCAAGUCAAGUUUCUACUAAUUCCUGUACAUAUCUAUCUCCCAUGUGAAUAUUCAUGGUUGGUGGAGAGGAGGCAAGUAUGGAAAGAUGGGUGGAUUUGUUUUGGGGUUUUGAGGGUGUGUGGAGGUGAAGGAAGCACGGAAGGAAGAAGAUCAUGGCGGAAGAAGAUGGCCGGAUUUCGGCCGCCGUCGCGGCGGCGGCCCUGCCUAUUUCAGUGAUUUCUGGGGGUUUAUCCUCUGUUCAUCGUUUGUUGCAUCAUCGACUAGCUGAUGAAGAUCGUCGAUCGAUUUCAAUCAAGCCCCCCCUCUUGUUGAUUUCCUAUUUUGUUGAUGUAAUCUUUGUUUUGUUAAGAACCCCCAACAGCAUAUUUUGUACCUUAGCUUUAAAUCUGAAAAUCUUUUGCUGACUCAUCUACCUAUAUGUGGUGAUGAAGCCCCCCUCAAUGUAUUGUAAUCACCUGCUUCAAGUAAAUGAUCCAAUAAUAUUAUGUUGCUAUAUGUUUCAUUA